Ruditapes philippinarum (Manila clam) is the source of this 5828-nucleotide messenger RNA. RefSeq names its product potassium voltage-gated channel protein Shaw-like. The transcript is spliced from 2 exons. The coding region runs from base 3564 to 4841 and encodes 425 amino acids. Gene Ontology annotation, cellular component: voltage-gated potassium channel complex; membrane. NCBI's taxonomy places the organism in Eukaryota, Metazoa, Mollusca, Bivalvia, Venerida, Veneridae. The record is from RefSeq and is a predicted model, not a curated record. Gene Ontology annotation, biological process: protein homooligomerization; potassium ion transmembrane transport. Gene Ontology annotation, molecular function: voltage-gated potassium channel activity; protein binding.
UAUUUAUUCUGCUAAAAUGUUUAUGUCGCUAAAAUGGUUUUAUUUGUCUAAAUGAAAAAUGGUUCAUAGACCUGCGACCCAAAUGUUACAUUGUUCGCCUUUAUUUUACAGUUAUGGGUGAGUCCUUGUAUAAUGGCUAGGGGUCAAAAAUAGCCCUAGGCAUAUAAAGGAAAAAUAUUUAAGUCCGAUUGAAUUACAUAAGUUACACCAGUCAUUUCCCUAAGUUAAAAAAUGGACUCGCCCUUGGGAUCACCCAGUUUUCAUUGACUUAUAAUAUGGACAUGUCUUAAAAAUCUUCUUCUCUGAAAGUAUAAAGUCAAGCGAUGAGAUAUUUGGCACGAAGCAUCACCAUGCAAUCCUCUUAAAAAUUAUGUAGAUCAUGUCCAUCGGGUCAAAAUUGACAUCUACCUGAGAUUCAUUUUAUAUAGACUUGUAUAGGAAAAUACAUUUAAGUUAAAAUGCCUAGAGAUAUUGAUGAGGCAUCUUUUUCAUACUGCGAUGUAAGUUGAUAUGGUGAUAUCUAAUAUUAUCGCAAUUAUAUUGCAUUUAUGCAUUUAUGUUAUCCUUAUGAGAUUGGAUUUAACAUUUAAUUCCAUAUAAACAUGACACUUAAUUUAAUACCGACAUUGUAAUAAAGUAUUGAUUUGAUUAACUAGACUGAAACGGCGAGAUAAGGUCUCUUCUUGGUAAUGUUAGGAGAAUUAAAAUGAUUCAGCAUGAGAUAUUGUCUUUAAAAGGUUAAAUAUUUUUUUUUAACUAUUUGCAACAUUUUGCAUUCCAAUGUGUUGCCAGUAGUAAAAUAAAAUGAUGAUAAUAAUUAUGAGUUUUCGCCUGAUUGAGCAAGACAUGUGUUUAAGGCAAGGACCCAGUUUAGUUUGUAUUAUUUCUUCAAACAGAAAAUACAAAGAUUCUUAAAUUUCAUAUCGUUCCAAAAUCAUAAUUCAUUUAGAAUCUUAGUCAUGUCACAAUGUUUGUUUGGGACUACCUAAUUUUGUUUUUGGACAUUCAUUGAAUACCUUUUUGGGUGUGUGUGUGGGGGGGGGGGGGGGCUUUUCAUAAAUACCCUAUUUUGUUUUGGAACUUUCCAUACUUAGCCUAUUUUCAUUUUGGGACUUUCCAUAAAACAUUCUGGUCCAGAUAAUGAUAUAUAGACCUUAAUUGUAAGAUAUACAAAGAUCAUGUAUGUCGUGUUUCAUAUAGAUCCUGUAUUACUUCAUUAUCAAAUAUAAAUCGAUGCAUCUAAGAAUUUAAAAAUAUCAGGUGCAAUUUUCCCCACUUUUUUACAGCAAUGAACAAUAUCAAUUGACAUUUUCUUAAAUAAAAGCUCGUGUUCUUUUUAUAAUUUUUAAGACGUUUAGAAAAAGCAAAAAAAUAAAAACACAAAAAGACAACAACAAAACAAAACAAACUAAACAAAAAUAUUAAAACGCUGUUAUCCGAUAAUAUGAAUCUAAUCGUCAAAUUGUCAUUCGAAUUUUAUAUUAAAAGGAGACCACUUGAUUAUUUUAUUCAUUUCAAAUUUUCAAAUGAUUUUUCAACUAUCACGUAUAUAUCGUAUUUUUUAUCUUUGACAAAUAGACCAAACAUUUCCCCAACGGGCAUUAUAUAAAUAACACAUGGGUUUGUGGGUAACAGUAAAAAUAUCAUCCCGAGGAAAAUACUGUCAAAUAACAGUAUUUUUGAUAUUAUUACUGUAUAUCACAAACCCAUGUGUUAUUUAUUUUAUUACCCCGAACAAAAAUUCUGUGAUGAUCUGAAAUUGUCAACUAAAUCUAACUGUAACAAAAAUAAACCAAGAGUAACAAUAACUAAACUGUCCUUACCUUUCAAGUUUUCAGUGUACUUUAGGCCUACUUUAGAAGUUUUCUGUUUCUUUUAUUCUUUAAGCAAGUGAUGAUAUCUACAAGCCAUAAACAUACAAUAAGCUGUGUUUUAUUAAGAAAACAAAACACUGACCCAUUUAUACGGUUAUGAAAUGUGAAAUCUGAUCCUUCUGUUUCCAGAAUAUUCUUCGCAUGGUUUUUGACAAAAUAACGAUGAUAUCCUAUGUCUGUCCACCAUAUCUGUAACGUUUCACUGAUUAAAAUUGUUAAAUAAUCCUUUGUUGCAUGCUUUAAUCGUCUGCAUGUUCCAGUUUGACACAUAAUUAUUUACAUUGUAAUUACUUCCGUUGAAAACGGAUGUUUACUUUUUGACUAUUUAACAAAAAGAUUUUUUAUACGCGAAAAGCACAUCAGGGUCUAAAUUUAAUGGGUGUCAUAGUUACUCCAGCGAAAUUGAUGUCCUAUCGGGGUUCAAGGUCGAAAAUAAGAAUGAAUCGAGAAAAAAAUGGCGGCCAUUUUAUUUCAUUUUAUUUAGAAAAUAGACCACGUGACCAGAUUUUAUACUGUUAAAAAAUACUGUUACCUAUGUAACAGUUCAAAAUUCUUAGUCACGUGGUACACUUGCAUUAACAGUAAAAAUAACUCCCAGAGGCCUAUGGAAAAUUAACAUUACGAAAAAAGUGAGGGGUAAUAAAUAAUUCUAGCUUGAGUAUCAAAGCAUUAUUGGAAUUUGAUACCAAUAAAAUUUCUUUAAAAAACGCAUUAAAGAUUGGUCUCUAAGGUAUAAUUAAAAGCUUCUGAUAUGCUCCUAAAUAAAUCAUCUCAAAUUUCACGAGGAGGUUAUUUCUCCGUGGAAAAUGUAACAUAUCAUUGAUUGUUUUAUGCCUUCUAUUUUUCGAAUAUAAUUAUGAUGAAUUGCGUAUGCUAUAUUCGAAAUAUAAGAAUUAUGUGAUAACGCUUAAGUUAUAAUGAACAAGUUUAAAUUGAUUGGAAAGACACACGUGUUAUGUUUUCGUAUGGAAAUAUAUUAAUGUGUUUUCUAAACAUGGAUUUAAUCUCUUUAUACACUACUUUAUCUCAUAUCUCUCUCUACGUUUACAAAAAGAGAACAAUAAUAAUAUGAGAAUAACGCAACAUGUUUGAAGGAAAAUCACUAUUAAUUAAUAUCAAUUACAUGUAUCAUAUGUUUGAAAAGCAACAUUUGUAUGAACGGAUUGGAUAAUUUCUUAUAGAAUUUCAUGCAAUUUAAGCAAAAACUGUUUGAUGAAUGAUACAAUUUACUAGUCUUUUAUUCAAAGUCCGAUUAAUGUAUCUCUAAACAACUAAUAAAAUAUGAAAAAUUAUUUCAGAAAUAGGAUUUACAGCAGUUAACGGAGAUAUACAACCCCGUAGGUCAUCAAACAUCUGUCGUAGUUAUAAAAGCAUUUUGAUGUCCAAUUAAAUAGAAUAUGCUUGGCAAUUCGGAAUUAGGAUUUUAACUAACUGGAUUCGUUUUCAGUGUUCAUACUUUUGAAAUUUCAUUAGUAGAUAUUCAAUCUGACAACAAAAAUAAAAUAAUAAUAAUAAUUAAUCCGAUAAUAACUUUCUUUAAGAACUAUUAAGAUAUAAAUUUAAAAGGAUUAUAUGCAUAUAAUAACAGAAAAUAUUUUCAGCGGAAUUUCAGCAAAAUGACCAUUUAACCGAUCUUUAUGGCUUUAUUUUAAGGAGAACAAAUGAUCCCACAUUUCAGGACUGAAUACCAUGGAAAAAUUGUGCAAUAUAGAUGGAAGACAAAAUCUGCGAAUUAAUGUUGGAGGAACUGUUUUCAUGUGUCAUGCAGAUAUUCUCAAAUCUUUUCCAGAAUCUUUCCUUGCUAGCAUCGAUAAACAAAUGCCAAAUCAUAAAAAUAAUGAAUACUUUUUUGACAGAAAUCCGUAUAUAUUUGCUUUUAUUCUCGAUGGUUUUCGCAAAGGUUCUAUUCACGUACCUAAGGAUAUUUGUGGAACUACUUUCAAAGAGGAAUUGGAAUUUUGGGAAGUUGCCGAGAGCAACGUUGCUCCUUGUUGUUGGGAAGCCUUAUAUAAAAGUGAUGAAGAUAAGUUAACAAUGCAGAAACUAAUGAAGAAGUUUGAGAGAAAUACAAAUGUUUUCUUAACGCAGCGAAAUGGUGUUAGUUUUAAAAAUCGACUUUGGUUAUUUCUUGAUGAACCAAAUUCGUCUAAAUUUGCUUUGGUAUGGGCAGUUUUCAUCUCAAUGCUGAUAGUUGCUUCAACGAUAAUAGAAGCGAUGGAGUCAACACCACUACUCAGCGUGAAUUACACUGAGUCGGAAAAGAAGACCCUGAAACAAGUAGGAGAGUUCUUGAAAUGGGAUAAUGCUACGUACCAAAAAAUGGCAACACUGAAGCCACACCCAUAUCUGAAAACAUCAGACAUAAUUUGUCAUAGCAUCAUUACGAUGGAAUUCAUUUUAGGUUUUAUCGUUUGCCCGAAUAAAUUCACGUAUGUGUCAAGCUUUUCUCGAUUAUUCACAGGUAUUGGAUACAUUUCAUUCUGGACAACAUUAACGAUGGAAAGAUGGCUUUUUGAAUCCAAAACGGCGGUUAAAAUAUUCACUGUGCUUUCGUUUUUUACAAUAUUAAAGAUAGCUCGACUAUUUUAUCUUACAAAGCGUACACCAGCAUUUGGUAUCAUAGGAUUGACCCUAAGUUCUUCAAAGACAGAAUUGAAAAUCCUUAUUUUCAUGCUAGCAUUACUAGUAUGCACAUUUGGAUUUGUUAUAUAUUCGACUGAAUACCAGCAUUCAAAAAUAACAAAUGUGUUUAUCGGAAUGUAUUGGGCCUUGAUCACAGUUACAACAGUUGGGUAUGGCGAUUACGUUCCUGUGACGCCUGCCGGUCACGUGGUCGCCAUUGCUUGUGCCGUGUGUGGUGUAAUCAUUCUUGCUUUACCGAUUGGUAUAAUUGCGUCAUCAUUUUAUACAUUCUACAACUGUCAUAAAUAUUGUAGGAGACAUUUCGAAAACAUAAAAAAUAAGUAAGAACAAAUAGUAAAACGGAUUAAAAAGAAUCCCGUUAAAGACAUAGGAAGAUACAUUUUUCGUGAUUUAGAACUUUUUGAUACUAAAACCAUACAUGGAAACAUUUUCUCUAUUAAUAUUUUACAGUUAUGUUAAACAUGCACAUAACUUCUCCUCCUACGAGUGAACAUCAUCAAUGCAUGCAUUUCUGUGCUACUGGGAAACAAAUGAAUGUUGUAAUAGCGAUUCGAGUAUGUAAUAUCCAUUGAGGUCUCGAUUAACUGUGUUGACAUGUGGGACAAUGUCGGCAAACAACGUUUAAUCAUGAAUUUUGAUUACACUCGCAUUGUAAAAUUUUAAUGGAAACAAUAACUCGGUAAUUAAUAUAUCGAGAAUUCUGUAUAUCACGUAUAAUCUCACUAAACUACUGUAUUUCGGAGAUAUUGAGCUGUACGCUUAUAAAACUAUUUGUUUCGAAAUUUAUACUUGUUCAUCUAAGUGUAUCUAUUUCCUACGCCUAAUAUAUUUUGAGCUUAAUACAGCUUAUGUCUUGGCUGUCAAGUUUGUUUGUGUGUAAUGCAUCGACUUAACAACAGUUUUAUCGUUUGUUAUGCAAUACAAUUUUUUCUUCAUGUUAUAUAUUAUACAUGUUUUAAAGAAAUCAAUUCACAACAUUCUCAAACCGAUAAAACAUGAAUAAUGGUGCAAUAUGUUUUGCUUGCAUGAGGAAUACAAACGUGUUUGCCUCCUGUAUCCCAUCUUUAAACAGAAAAUGUCAUGCAAGUGCAAUUUUCUAUUUUAUCUUUUUUAUUUACAUAACGAUAAUGGUAUAUUUUACGCAGUUGAACUUGUAAACAAUCAUAUCAUAAUAUUUGUUUUUGUUGAAUAUAUACGCAGUAUUAUCAUUUUAUCUAGAUACAAAUUUGCAAAUACUUCUCGGGAAGGUACGUGAUUUUAUUGCUUAAAACAGCUGAUAUAAAGCCCAAACAAAUAUAUGUAGCAGUUACA